Molecule: messenger RNA, 2191 nt
Organism: Chelonoidis abingdonii (Abingdon island giant tortoise)
Lineage: Eukaryota; Metazoa; Chordata; Testudines; Testudinidae
Source: RefSeq, a predicted model, not a curated record
UAAGGCCCUGCCUCCGAGGGAGUGACCGCCGCUGCAGGUACUCGCAGGCGGGGGACGAGGAAACGCGGGCGGCUGCCGAGCGUAGAGACCCAGAUUCAAGUCACCAGAAUUACUCUUGGGUACCUACCAGGUAUAUAGAGUUCUGAAGAAGACAUCGUUCGCAUUGCCAAUGAGUGAGGUGUUCACAUUACAAAGCAAACAGGCGGAGAGAGACUCGGAAGGUGAAGAGGAUGACAUGACAUGUGGAGACUUGGGAAAUGGACUUGGUAGAAGACCUGGUGGUGUCUAUGAAAUGGAAGGUUUAAAUGUGCACACAUUUAGAUCUAGGAAAGGGUCUGAUAAGAUCUUCAGCCCGCUUCUGCUAAAGAGAGGGGAAGAAAGUGAUGCUGCAAUUUUUCACUAUUCAAAAUGCAAUGGUUUGUAUGAUGUGUCAUCCAAAAAGCCUGGGAUAAGUGGCAUUACUAGAUGCAGCCGACAAAAUAGUUCUGAGUCUAAUUCUGACGUGUCAAAUGAAGAAUUAAGGCAACAACUUCGAGAGGCAAUAGAGGAGGUAGAGAUUUUAAAAGUAGAGCUUGAAGCAUCGCAGAGACAACUUGAAGGAAAAGAAGAAGCCCUUAAAAUUCUGCAAAAUAUGACAGUGUUUAAUAAAGCCACUAGUCAUACAAAAGCAAUCCUUCAAAAAACUGAGGAACAAAAGAGAGCUUUGGAAAAGGAAAUAAAUGCUUUGCAAUGGGAAAUAGAAUUUGAUCAAGAAAGGUUUAAAAACAUAGAAGAGGCAUGGACAGAAAAAUGUGACAGGAUAUAUUGUGAAAAUGCAGCCCUUAAGAAAACAUUGAAACUCAGAACAGAUGAAGUUAGAACUCUUAAAUCUGAAAAUGCAAGAAAAGAGAAGAAGUUACUUGAGGUGGGCUACAGCUAUUUUUUGAAUCAACAGCACUUGGAGUUUCUUGCAAUGCUUGAUGUAAAACAACAGAAGAUUAUUCAGGAAAAUAUGUCCAUUAAUAGAAGUGGCUUUAUGGAAAUUACAGGUCUUGAACUGGCAGUUCUUGGAGCCUGCACCUGUAAUGCUUCUGGAGGAGAGCCCUGUUCCUGUGCUAAAAUGUCAGCUGCAACUCGAAAGCAGCUCCUUCAGCUCAGACAAGAGUGUGAAGCUCUGAAGAAGAGUAAAGAAGAAGCGUAUAUUAUGGCAGAUGCCUUCAGAAUUGCGUUUGAGCAGCAAUUAAUGCAGAGGAAAGACCAGGCUUUGAGGCUCACACAAGUGAAUAAGAUCUGUAAAAAAGAAACAAAACUUAUAAACUGGAAACGUCUGAAAGAGGAUGGACUUGUGAUGUUGCAAGGGAACAAGAAAAAUCUGGGACAAAAGUUGACGGGUAUGCUUAUUUCUGAUGCUGACUGCAGGAAAAUGGAAGAACUAGAUAAUCCUCAUGAAAUCCUUAGGAUGCUGAUAGAUUUGCUGAAUGAUAAAGAAGAGGCUUUGGCUCAUCAAAGAAAGGUUAGUUAUAUGCUGGCCCGUGCAAUGGAGGAAAAAGAAGAUGCAUCAAAGCAGAGUAACGAAAACAAUCUUUCAGGAGAGAACAUUACUCUGAAGAACCAUCAGGAUACAGCUUCAGAAUCUCAAGAAUCAACUGAUCCUGAAUAUUCAUGUUGCCAAAAUCUUGGCUCUCAGGACAAUACUUUCUCAAUUCUCAACACGAAAAUAUAUCAAAAAUCAGCAGGACCACUUAAAAAAUCACAUUCCUGGCCAUCCAGGAAUUUAAAAGAAAAUUAUGUGCAAGGGACAGAUGAAACUACAGAUAUGAAUUGUACAUAUCAAGAGCACUCAGAAUUAAAAAAUAACUUGUGAUAAUGCCAAGGCACAAGUAAAUUUAAACUCUAAUUCUGUAAUAAAAAUCUGAAAAAUUUGGUUUUAUGAACUACUUUUCUAAAGAACAUAUUUCCAUACUCCGGUUAAAAAUGUUGAUACUUAUUUUUUUAAUUAUGUUGUACUGUAAUAAGCCUUUUUAGACUUUGUAAACUGUUUACUGUCUGCUUCUGUGUGUGCCUGCUAUUAUGAAAAAAAGUCGGCCAAAAGUUUUUGGAAGGAUUGGUCUAUUAAUCAAGAUAGCUUGUUUUUGCUGCGGGGAAGACGUUGCCUUUUACCUGUUCUUUUCCUCUUAUAUCUGAUAACCAAAUUAAAGACGUUAAAAAGCCA